Messenger RNA from Zea mays, 1815 nucleotides. RefSeq lists its product as uncharacterized. Gene Ontology annotation, cellular component: box C/D methylation guide snoRNP complex; small-subunit processome. The transcript is spliced from 8 exons. Lineage: Eukaryota; Viridiplantae; Streptophyta; Magnoliopsida; Poales; Poaceae. Gene Ontology annotation, molecular function: snoRNA binding. The coding region runs from base 56 to 1693 and encodes 545 amino acids. The record is from RefSeq and is marked validated.
CUCCGCCGCCCCUCGGACCCCCAACCAGCAGCUGCCGCGGCCAUCCGCCGGCGAGAUGGCGCUGUACCUGCUGUUCGAGUCGGCGUCCGGCUACGGUCUAUUCCACGCGUACGGCAUCGAUGAGAUCGGGCAGAGCGUGGAGGCCGUUCGCUCCUCCGUGCUGGACCUCGAUCGCUUCGGCAAGGCCGUCAAGCUCACCGCCUUCAACCCUUUCUCCUCUGCCGUCGAUGCACUCAAUCAGUGCAACGCUAUAUCCGAAGGGAUCAUGACCGAUGAACUGAGGAGUUUCCUGGAGCUGAACCUGCCGAAGCCCAAGGAGGGGAAGAAGGCCAAAUACAGCCUCGGGGUCGUCGAGCCCAAGGUCGGUUCUCACAUCUCCGAGGUCACCGGCAUUCCCUGCCAGAGCAACGAAUUCGUCCAGGAGCUGCUCCGCGGUGUCCGCCUCCACUUCGACCGUUUCAUCAACGAGCUUAAGGAUUCUGACUUGGAGAAGGCCCAGCUUGGCCUGGGGCAUAGCUACAGCAGGGCCAAGGUGAAGUUCAAUGUGAAUCGUGUUGACAACAUGGUGAUCCAGGCAAUCUUUCUAUUGGAUACGCUUGACAAGGACAUCAAUUCCUUCUCCAUGAGAGUCAGGGAAUGGUUCUCAUGGCACUUCCCUGAGCUUGUCAAGAUUGUGAACGACAAUUACCUAUAUGCCAAGCUUGCUAAGUUUAUCGUGAACAAAUCUGAUUUGACGGAAAAAGAUAUUCCUGCUUUGGCUGAUAUAGUUGGCGACGAGGACAAGGCUAAAGAAAUUGUUGAAGCAGCAAAGGCUUCAAUGGGCCAGGAUCUGUCACCAGUUGAUUUGAUCAAUGUCCAGCAAUUUGCCCAAAGGGUUAUGAAUCUCUCUGAGUAUCGCAAAAACCUUUAUGAGUAUCUUGUGACUAAGAUGAAUGAUAUUGCACCCAACCUGACAUCGUUGAUUGGUGAAGUAGUUGGAGCUCGCCUAAUCUCUCAUGCUGGCAGUCUUUCAAACCUUGCUAAGUGUGCAGCCUCCACCCUUCAAAUACUUGGUGCUGAGAAGGCCCUAUUCAGAGCACUGAAAACUCGAGGGAACACACCAAAGUAUGGGCUUAUAUUCCACUCCUCCUUUAUUGGCCGUGCUUCAACUAAGAACAAGGGCAGAAUGGCUCGUUACCUGGCAAACAAAUGCUCGAUUGCUUCACGCAUUGACUGCUACUCGGAGGCUAGCACCUCUGUCUUUGGGCAAAAGUUGCGUGAGCAAGUCGAGGAGAGACUGGAAUUCUAUGACAAGGGUGUUGCGCCUCGUAAAAACCUUGAUGUGAUGAAAGCCGCUAUUGACAGCAUGGUCAAUGGCACCUCAAUGGAUGAUGAUGAUAUCGAGAAGACCGAUGCAUCUCCCAAGAAAAGCAAGAAAAAGAAGACCAAAACCAAGGCUGAUGGUGAUGCAAUGGACGUGGAUAAACCCUCCAACGUUGCUGGUGGAGAAGCUGAGCCUGGAACUGAGAAGAAGAAGAAGAAAAAGAAGCAUAAGCUGGAGGAGGAGGCACAGGAGGAGAACGGUGCAGCAGAUACUACCCCUAAGAAAAAGAAAAAGAAGAGCCGUGAAGCUUCCGAAGAAGCUGAACCUAAGACCGCCACCGAUGGUAAGAAGAAGAAGAAAAAGAAGGCUAAGGCCGAGGAUGAUGAGUAGCCAAGUUAUUUGUUGUAUGGCGUAUGAAUCCGAGAGUAUUUGUUGAAAAACAGAGAUGAACGCCUGCCUAGCUCAACUAGCUUGUAGUUCAUGAGGCGUUUGAUGCAAACCCAACUCAAAGU